GGAGGCAAAAGUCCCAUGGCUAUUUCUGUCAUUUUACUCUUAAAAACAAUCCCAGAAAUCUCAACCAUCAUCCACCCAUUUCACCGUUACACAAUCUUGAAUUUCUUUCUCCACAAAUUCAAGAAAACCAUGGAGAGCACCCUCUUAUUAGCACCCAGAUUUCUCUCCAUUCAAAGCAGAGAAUUCAGUGCCAAUGUGAGGCAAUUUCAGUCCUCAUUUUGUGGGAAAGUGGUUGCUAACACUCAGUUUGCAAGAAGAAAUGAUGCAUAUAUAAACCACAGAAGUAGCUUCAAGAUUACAUCUUUGUUUUCAAUUGGCAAGAAGAAGGUGAAGGCAACCAAGAGAGAGACUGUUGUCCCAGAUCCAGAUUACAGAAUACCUGUUGUUCUUCUUGGUUUAGCUGGCGGUUUAGUGUAUGAAGAUAAUCUAUUAGCAGCUGCUCCUGUUGGUCUCCUAGGUUUACUUCUACUUUUCCAGACGACUAGAGUGAGGUUUGUCUUCGAUGAUGAAGCACUGGAGGUGAAAGUAGGAAAAGAGCUCGAUGAGUCGGGUGAAAACGUGUUUGUUGGUGGUAAAAAUCGUUGGAAAUACUCUACAUUUGUAAAUUGGGAGCUCUGGUGGCCGAAUUUCCCAAUUUUGGUUUACUUUAAAGAAACACAAACAAAACCCGAAGGACAAGUUCACUUUUUCCCAGUGAUUUUUAACGGGAAACAGUUAUAUGACGUUAUGGUGGAACGGGCCGGUCCUUCAAAGACAAGUGGCCCGAAUUAGUACCAGCAAUAGAGAUCCAUUGUUUUCUCGGCUCGCUGCAGGCUUUGAAUAAAAUUGCUCUGAAUUCAAGUAUAUUGUUCAUAACAAUUGACCAACACUUAUUUGUUAUUUGAUCAUAUGAGGACUUGUAUAUAUUCAUGGCAAGCAUAGAACAUAAUAGAUACCCUUCUUUUUCGUA
This is a messenger RNA of Helianthus annuus (common sunflower), 949 nucleotides long. RefSeq lists its product as uncharacterized. NCBI's taxonomy places the organism in Eukaryota, Viridiplantae, Streptophyta, Magnoliopsida, Asterales, Asteraceae. The transcript is spliced from 8 exons. The record is from RefSeq and is a predicted model, not a curated record. Bases 16 to 771 code for a protein of 251 amino acids.